Messenger RNA from Suillus subaureus, 1851 nucleotides. Its product is annotated as NCS cytosine-purine permease. Gene Ontology annotation, cellular component: plasma membrane. Gene Ontology annotation, biological process: transmembrane transport. The transcript has 11 exons. Bases 1 to 1521 code for a protein of 506 amino acids. Gene Ontology annotation, molecular function: transmembrane transporter activity. Lineage: Eukaryota; Fungi; Basidiomycota; Agaricomycetes; Boletales; Suillaceae. The record is from RefSeq and is a predicted model, not a curated record.
AUGUCCGACAAUCAUCUACACGAGAAGAACUCAGUCACCGACGUUGAGAAGGAUUCCGCGUCUACUAGGGAUGAUCUCUCUGUGGUCAUCCCCGGAGACAGGCAUGGAUGGCUCUCCCACCCGUUAGCAAAGUCCCUUCUCAGUUGGGGCGUGGAGGAGCGAGGCACUAUUCCAGUUCCUGAAGAGGAGCGGGUGGACACCCAAUACUAUAAAAUUUUCUUUGUUUGGUUCUCAAUGAACUUCAAUAUCCUCUCCUUUUCUACCGGAACCCUCGGUCCAAUCUCUUUCGGACUUGGACUUCGUGAUUCCUGUCUCGUUAUCUUAUUCUUUAAUAUCCUGGCAUGCGCGUUACCUGCAUAUUUAAAUACUUGGGGUCCCAAAACUGGCAUGCGUCAGAUGACUCAAUCUAGAUAUAGCUUUGGCUACUUUGGCAUUAUUAUACCCGCCAUUCUCAAUUUGAUCGGCCUGUGUGGCUUCAAUAUCGUCAAUGGUAUACUCGGUGGACAGGCACUAGCUAGUGUGUCUAGUGAUAUGAGUUGGGAUGUCGGCAUUGUGAUUAUCUUCGUCAUUGCGCUCCUCAUCUCCUUCAUGGGCUACAGAGUACUCAACUGGUACGAACGUGUUUCGUGGUUCCCAGUUCUUAUCGCAUUCCUGGUUGCACUUGGCGUGGGUGGCAAGAACUUGUACAACGUUCAACCAGCGGUACCUGCAUCUGCUGCUUCAAUUUUCAGCUUCGCAUCUGUCAUUGCUGGAUUCGUUAUUACCUACUCGGCUAUGGCAUCCGAUUUCACGAUGUACUACUCGCCUACCGUUCCUCGGUCCAGGAUCUUUUGGUAUGCAUAUCUGGGAUACAUUGUGCCUAUCGUCCUUCUCGAGUGCCUUGGAGCUGCAGUAGUCCUUGCUGCACCAAACGUUCCUAGCUGGGCUGAGGGUUACGGAGCGGACCAAAACGUCAGCGGCCUCUUGGAGGCGAUGCUCAGCCCGGUUGGUAACUUUGGGAAAUUCCUCACUGUUCUUCUCAGUCUGAGCGUCACCGCCAACAUCGCGUGCACGCUUUACUCUAUGUGUUUCAAUUUCCAAGUGAUGAUCCCGGCCAUGUCAAAAGUCCCAAGAUAUGUCUUCUCGAUCGUUGGCACGGUAAUCGCAUUGCCUUUAUCGAUCGUGGGCGCCCACAAAUUCUAUGCGACAUUGACCGAUUUCCUUUCACUAAUCGGUUACUGGGCAAGUGCGUAUGGCGCCAUCGUUCUUGUCGAACACCAUUACUUCCGCAAAGGUGACUUCAGCACCUAUAACCACGCCAUUUGGAAUGUUCCGGGGCGUCUGCCCUGGGGAGCAGCCGCUAUCGCAGCUGUCAUACUGUCUUUCGCCCUGAUCAUACCCUGCAUGAACCAGUUGUGGUAUGAGGGCCCCAUUGGCAUCACCUCGGGUGAUAUUGGCUUCGAGGUUGCAUUCCCUCUUGCAGGUCUACUUUACUUCCCCCUCCGAAAGCUGGAGCUCAAAUACCAGAAUACCCAAUAUUAAGCACCGCUCGGUCAAGAUAGUUGCAAGUUAGAUGUACGAUGUACUAUGGAACGUGUACCGUCUUGCUAUGCCUAUAUUUAUAUUUUCUUACCUUAAAUCACAAUCUAGGGUCGCUCCCAUUUCUCGCCCAUGAUAACUUCAUCCUACUGGUCCCUGCUCGCACCUUCUAUACUGAGAUAAUGUAUGCUCACGAACAGCUCAUUGCAAAUCGAAAUCUCCGAGAUAUCAUCCACGCUCCUUGUGACUCAAUGCAGCCAUCUCAAGGGUGAAGGGUCAUUCCCAUAGUAUAUAACCAUGGAUAAAUAUAUCAAAUCCCGCACUUUCGCACCU